This is a messenger RNA of Drosophila hydei, 3510 nucleotides long. It is a transcript of the gene ema, whose product is annotated as protein CLEC16A homolog. The coding region runs from base 293 to 3493 and encodes 1066 amino acids. Gene Ontology annotation, biological process: endosomal transport; regulation of autophagosome maturation; endosome to lysosome transport. Lineage: Eukaryota; Metazoa; Arthropoda; Insecta; Diptera; Drosophilidae. Gene Ontology annotation, cellular component: late endosome; endolysosome membrane. The transcript has 12 exons. The record is from RefSeq and is a predicted model, not a curated record.
AGAAGAAUCGUUUAUAGAAAAUAGAAAUUUUAAGUUCAUAAAGAUUUACAAAAUUAGUGUCGUUUAUUUGACGUGAAGUUUUCGCAAACCUGCGUAACGUAGUGGGCCCAUCGCGAUUACAAGUGGUGCACAAUUUUCAGCUCUCUCGAGUGCCAAUGAGCUAUUUGGAAAGUCUAUUGUGUUGUUAUGACUCUGUAAAUAAUAAUUAUAGACUAAUGCUAUUCUAUUAUUAGUAUUGAGUGUACCCAGUUUAUGUUGCAGUUAAAGCAUAGUGUUUAUUAAUACUCGCAUAAUGUUUCGCAGCCGUAGCUGGUUUGGCGGCCCUUGGGGUGGACGCCCCAAAAAUCGGUUGUCAUUGGAGCAUCUAAAAUACCUGUACAGCAUAUUGGAAAAGAACACAACCGUCUCGGAAAGCAAUCGUGGAUUGCUGGUUGAAUCAUUGCGCUGUAUUGCCGAGAUUCUAAUCUGGGGUGAUCAACAUGACUCCCUGGUGUUUGAUUUCUUUUUAGAGAAAAACAUGCUCUCGUACUUCCUGCACAUUAUGCGUCAGAAGAGCGGCGGCUCUAGUUACGUUUGCGUCCAACUACUCCAGACACUUAAUAUUCUCUUUGAAAACAUCAGAAAUGAGACGUCACUGUAUUAUUUGCUAAGUAAUAACCAUGUCAAUUCCAUAAUGGUGCACAAAUUUGAUUUCUCCGAUGAGGAUGUUAUGGGCUAUUAUAUACUCUUUCUAAAAACAUUGAGUCUCAAGCUCAACACACACACUAUACACUUCUUUUACAACGAGCACACAAAUGACUUCCCUCUGUACACGGAGGCUAUUAAGUUCUUCAAUCAUCCCGAGUCGAUGGUACGCAUUGCAGUGCGCACAAUUUCCUUAAAUGUGUACAAGGUGCAAAAUGCGAGCAUGUUGCGUUUUAUUAGAGACAAAACGGCGGCGCCUUACUUUAGCAACUUAGUUUGGUUUAUCGGCAAGCACAUAUUGGAGCUGGACACCUGUGUGCGUACAGAUAUAGACCACCAAUCGAAUCAGAAGCUAUCCAAUUUAGUUGCGGAGCAUCUUGAUCAUUUGCACUAUUUGAGUGAUAUUUUACUGUUGGAUAUCAAGGACUUGAAUGCCGUGCUCACCGAACAUUUGCUGCACAAGCUGUUUGUACCUUUGUAUAUAUUCUCUUUAACGCCAGCUCCGCCGCCUCCCUCGUUGGCUGUGGUCACACAGAAUUUGGCAGCUGUUCUAAAUCGCAAUGUGGAUAUUGACAUACAGGAGAUGCAUCAUCCGCGGGUUAGCUCCAUUGUGGCUCUCUAUUUGCUGUCGCUCGUCUUUUUGGUUGUCACUCAUGCGCCGCUGGUGCACGCCCUGGCGUGGGUCAUAUUAAAUGGGGAUCAUAGUGUUUUUAAAGAGGGAGCUGCCGAAAUACUCAACUCGUAUGUGGAGCAUCGUGAGGUAGUGGUGCCGAGCUUUGGCGAACCACACGAGAGUCUUGAACAGGCAUUAGACACGGUUGUAGGCCAUACGGCUAACUACAGUGGCGAUGCAGUUAGCGAGGACAGCGGAGUUGAGUCAACACCAGCAGCGACAGCUUCACCUACAAGCGGACACAUAGAAACUGUAGCCGAGGCUGCGGCCACCCGGUUGCGCAAUAUUACCGAUGAGGAGAAACAGCUGCUACAACAGUCUACAUCAGCGCAGACCUUUUCUGAACUUCCUAAUCCAUUUCUGGACACUGUGCUGCAGGCGCUUGACUGUACGGAAAAUGAUUAUUUAGCUCUGUUAUCCCUCUGCCUCAUUUACGCGAUGUCCCACAAUCGAGAUGGCAUGAAGAACGAGUGGUUCGAACAGGUGCUGUCCAAAUCGAUGCGAGGCUCGUUUAGCUAUAAGACGGCAAUAAUUGAACAUCUGCUUAAUAUUAUCACGCAAUCCAGUCUGCCAUCCUGUCGCAUUCGAUUAAUCACAGCUGAGAUAGCAUUGGAGCUGUUGUUGACUUUCACCAAGCCCUCCACAGAUGAGGCACCCUUUAUAACGCCCUCGCAGCAGGGUUUGCUGUUCAGUGCUCGUAAUCAGUCGAUGGUUGUGCUGCGUAACUUUUACAAGUCGGAAGAUAUAUUCCUCGACCUUUUUGAGGAUGAGUACAAUGAGAUGCGUAAGGCGCAGCUGAAUGUCGAGUUUCUGUGUAUGGACUCGACCAUUCUGUUGCCGCCCACGGGCACACCUCUAACGGGGAUUGGGUUUACACGUCGCCUGCCUUGCGGCGAGGUAGAGAAGGCUCGUCGAGCUAUACGCGUCUACUUUCUGUUACGUCGUACGUGCCAAAAGUUCUUAAAUGAAAAGGAAACGCUGCUACCACUGACGAAUGUGGUGAAUCUGGUGCAGGUGGACAAUGUGCUCGAUCUGAAUAAUAGUGAUUUAAUUGCCUGUACGGUCGUCUCUAAGGAGAAUGCGAAACAACGGCGUUUUCUGGUUAUUGAUGCACUGCAGCUCAUACUCGUGGAGCCGGAUGCCAAGUUAUUGGGCUGGGGCGUGGCCAAGUUUGUAGGUUUUUUACAGGACGUCGAAGUGCAGGGCGACAAGGAUGACUCACGAUGCCUGCAUAUCACAGUACAUCGAGGUGGAGUAACACAUAAUCGUACGCCGCUUCUGUCCGCAAAAUUUCUGUUCGAUGAUCACAUACGUUGCAUGGCGGCCAAGCAGCGUCUUACGAAAGGACGCAGCAAGGCUCGUCAAAAGAAAAUGUAUCAGAUUGCCCAGCUAAUUGAAAUACCCGGCCAGCUAGACUCUCCGCUGUAUCCAGUGUGUGCCACUUCAACACAUUGUGGUAACGCGCGUCUGGCCCAAAAGAGCGCCAAUUUAACUGCUACUCGAGUGCCCGGGUUCGCAGCUGUACUUCGUGGCAACAACAGUGCCGGCAUCAGUCGUACUCAGAUGGCGCAGAAUCGUUCUAUAGAGGGUAUACGUAAUGAAAGCGGCAGUCGCUCACGACGGAAAAGUCCUAAUGCCGGGUCCAGUUCAACAUCGUCACUGCGGACGGGCAAUGUCUCACUGGAUAGGGACCGUUCACCCAGUGUGAGCGGAGCAAGUCACAGCUCGUCGCAGUCCAGAGAAAACUCGCAGGCGCGCGGUUCCGGUAAUCGCUCCCGUGAGAGCAGUCCACGUAUGCCAAGACCACGCUCUGAGGAAAUCCCCUUAGAAGAUUUUCCGCACUCACGUAAUAAUAGUCCACAUUCGCGGGGCACUGUGGGUAAUCCAUCUCCAUCCUCACGCUCACAUACUCCAUCACGUGUGUUGCACUUCGAUCAGAUAUCGGUGCACAGUGGCUCUCCACGGGAACCAUCAUGUUUAAUAGGCACGAAUGCAUUGCUGAGCCAAUUAAAUGGUAGUGUAGCCAUUGCUAGAGAAGUGAUCCCAGUUCAAAGCUCCGAGGAGACAUCCUUUAUAGGCAAUGAUAUAGAUGCAGAAAACAGACGAAAGGGAAGAGGCAACAUUGAAACGGUUUAAUAACAAAUUUUUUAAUA